AUGAAUAAUGGAAUUGAAGAACAUUUAAGUAAAUCUCGCACAACCUAUAGAAAUCUUCAUCAUCCACCAAAUCAAACAAUAACGCCAUCAAGAGCUAAAUUAGAAAAUAAAAUACCUCCAAGUGACGAUAGUGAUGAUGAUACAACAUUACCAACAUUUGUUAAUCAAUUUUUUUUUCCUAAAAAUACAAUAAAAAAUGUUUCACCACCACCACCACCCUCAUCAUCAUCAUCAUCAAAUGAUACAGGAAUGUUUCGUGCUAUACGUGGUCAAGUUAUAAUUCAUCAUGAUCAUGAACGAUCAUCGAAAGUUCAAUGUGAAGAACCUCGAAAUAGCGUUGAAAAUGGUCACAAUCACGAAGAAGAAGACGAAGAAGAAGAAGAAGAAGAAGAACUUGAAAAUCUUUCAAUAAAUCGUACAAAUGGUGGAAAUUAUGAAUUACAUUAUGAUGUUGAUAAUCCUCUUGAAAUUUCUUGUUCAAUGUCACUUUCAUCAGCUGAAACUAUUUCUGAUCAUUCUCCAUCACCUGUACGUCAUACAUCAUCAAUUAAUAUUGAUGGAAAUAAUAAAUCGAAUUUUAAACAUGAACAUACACCUAUUGAACUAUCAGAUGAUAGUGAUGAUAAUGAUGAUGAUGAUGAUGAUAAUGAUGAUGAUAAUAAUGAUGAUGAUGAUGGUGGCGGCGGAAGAGGUGAUGAUACACCCUCAUCAAUCUUAAGUGAUAUUGAUUAUCAAGAAAAAGAGUUAAUUAAUCAUGAUAAUAUAAAAGAACAAGAUGAAAAAUUACGAACAUUUCGUGGUUGGCAUUUAUCAAUGCUUAAACAAAUUGAUGAAAAACUACGAGAAAUUGAACUUGAAACAGUAUCAAAUACAACUAAAACAAUAUCAAUUCGAAAAGAUAAAAAUUCUACUGAAAAAUCUUCAACAAAGAAGAAAAAAGUUUUUCGUCCAACUAUUCGUCGACGUUUUGAAACAACAAAUAUUAAACGUCAUAAUUCACCUAUACCACAAGUGAAAAUUAAUUCACAUCGUUCAUUAACACCAUCUGUAGAAAAAGAAUCACGUACACUUAUUAUUAAUUUACCACCAUCAUCUUCAUCAUCAUCAUCAUCAUCAUCACCAUCAGAUAAUGAACAAAAUUUUCCGCCAGCACCAUCAGAACCAAUACAUAUUCGUAUUGUUCAAAGUCCUAUUCAUCAAGCACGUCAACGUGCACAAAGUACUGAACCAUUAAUUUUACGUGAUCAAGGUGCACAAACUGAACCAUUUCAUGUGUCAAAUAAUAAUAUUAAUCAUCGACCUGCACGUCCAGCUAGUAUUGAAUGUGAUCGUCUACAAUCAACACGUUCAUUAACACUUACACAAAGAAAUCAAUUUUUUCAACAAUAUCGACAACAGCAACAACAACAACAACAACAACAACAACAACAACAACAAAGUCAGCAUCCAGGUGAACAAAUUAAAUUCUAUAGUUUACGUAGUAGAAAUGUUCAACCAAGACCAAGUAUUGUUACACAAGCACCUGUGUCAAUAUCGCAAUUACAAACAACAAGACCAUUUUUUUUUCCUAAACGACCAAUAUCUACGGAACGACAAGUUAAAUCUCCAUCGUCAAAUUAUCAACCAAUUGCGACCGCUGAUCCAUCUGUAUAUUCAGAUGAUUAUGGACACGUAACACAAAUGAAUACAAAAAACUUAGGAACAUUAGUUGAUAAAGUUUUUGAUGAUAUUUAUCAAGAUAAACCAUCAGAUUUCUAUCGAGAUUAUAAACAACUUUUAAAUGAUAUACAAAUACGAUUUAGUAUGGUACCUUCAGUAGAACAGCCAUCUGCUAUUCAUCAUCCUGUGCAUCCUCCUCCACCUCCACCUAUUCAUCGUCAAUUACCACCACAACAAGUUUUUGUUGAUUAUUCUCGAAUACCACAAACAACAUCAUCACAAGCUCAACUUUGUGACACACUCAUUUAUAUUCCUAAUCCUAUUUGA
Messenger RNA from Rotaria sp. Silwood2, 1986 nucleotides. Lineage: Eukaryota; Metazoa; Rotifera; Eurotatoria; Philodinida; Philodinidae. The record is from the annotation of a GenBank genome assembly.